AUGCUAAAAAAGGGAAAGUCUAGUGCUGAGGGACUCUAUGUUGAAAACCGAGGAAGGUCUAAGAAGCGGAAUGAUGGUAAAGAUAAGGGAAAGACUAAGGAUCAGGGAGGAAGAUCUAAGUCUAGAAACAAAAAUGGCAAGAAAGGUACCUGUUUCAUUUGUGGCAAGGAGGGUCAUUGGAAGAGGGAAUGCCCAAUGCGUGGACAAAAGCAGAAUGAAAGCUCCUCUGUUAACACAGUAGCAGAGAUAAAGCAGCCUUUGGUCCUCACUGUGAGUUCUCAAUACACCAAGGAUGAGUGGGUUAUGGACUCCGGAUGUACCUUUCACAUUACACCAAACAAGGAGUACAUGCCGGAUAUGAGUCGGAAUCUCAUCUCGUAUGGUAUGUUGGAGAAGUCAGGAUGUACCUACACAGGAGAAAACUACAAAGUUACGUUCUUCAAAGAUGGUCAGAAGGUGAUUACUGGAAAAUACAAAGAUGGCCUCUAUUUUCUCCAAGGAACAGUUUCUAAAGGGGAUGUAAAUGUGAUAGAUCCUAAGAACAAUUGA
Microthlaspi erraticum is the source of this 549-nucleotide messenger RNA. The record is from the annotation of a GenBank genome assembly. NCBI's taxonomy places the organism in Eukaryota, Viridiplantae, Streptophyta, Magnoliopsida, Brassicales, Brassicaceae.